GGGAGCGGGUGCCGUGCCCGUGAGGAGGGGGCUGCGGGACACCGCGCCGCCGGUCCCCUGCCCGUGGGGGGCGACGGGAGGGGCGGGGAGGGGAGAGACCCACCGGGUCUUUUCGGGAGGGAGUUACCGCUUGAAGCCCGCGGGCGGGGCGGGGCCUCCCGCCGCGGGAACUGGGGCGGUUGUGUAACGCCGCCCCCGCGCCGGUUCCCGGGGCGCUCGGCCGCGAGGGCGGCGGAGACGGGGCAGGCGAAGGCUCCCGGUCCCCAGCGCCCCGCCGCGCUGCAUGGACUGGUACAUGAUGAACUGCGAGCUGCUGGCCACCUGCAGCGCCUUGGGCUACCUGGAAGGGGACGUCUACCACCGGGAGCCCGACUGCCUGGAGAGCGUCAAGGACCUGAUCCGGUACCUGCGCCAUGAGGACGAGACCCGGGACGUCCGGCAGCAGCUGGGGGCAGCCCAGAUCCUGCAGAACGAUCUCCUGCCCAUCCUGGUCCAGUACCCGCAGGACAAGGUGCUCUUCGAUGCUGUCGUCAGGCUGAUGGUGAACCUGACGCAGCCAGCUCUGCUCUGCUUUGGCAAAGUGCCGCCGGAUGCCACCUCCCGGCACCACUUUCUCCAGGUCCUGUCCUACCUCCAGGCCUACAAAGAGGCUUUUGCCAGUGAGAAAGUUUUUGGGGUGCUUAGCGAGAAGCUCUACGACCUGCUGCAGCUGGACUGGGAGCAGCGGCAGGAGGAGGACACGCUGCUGAUCGAGAGGAUCUUGCUGCUGGUGCGCAAUGUGCUGCACGUCCCCCCGGACCCCACGGAGGAGCAGGGUGUGGACGGCGAUGCCAGCGUGCACGACCGGGUGCUGUGGGCGCUGCACAUCAGCGGGAUGGACGACCUGCUCAAGUUCCUGGCCAGCGCCCAGGGGGAGCAGCAAUGGGCUCUGCACGUCCUGGAGAUCAUCUCCCUCAUGUUCCGUGACCAGAGCCCGGAGGAGCUGGCGGUGCUGGGCCAGGGGCAGGCGGCCGCCGAGCACGGGGAGGACGCGCAGGAGCUGGAGACCCUGCGGCAGCGGGAGCUGGCGGAGAGGAGGGCCCGAGCGCUGCAGCGCCCAUCCAGGCACUCCCGUUUCGGUGGCUCCUACGUUCUGCAGGGCCUGAAGGCAAUCGGGGAUCGGGACGUCGUCUUCCACAAAGGGCUGCACAACCUGAAGAGCUACAGCCACGACUUGGGCAAGGAGAUGCGGCGAGUGCCGCGGCGGCGCCAGGCCGCCCCCGAGGCCGAGCCCCCCCGCCGCUCUGCCCGCAACGUCCGGCUCUUCCUGCGCCACUUCUGCCAGGAUUUCCUGGAGGGCUGCUACAACCGCCUGAUGCUGCUGGUCAAGGACCAGCUGGUGCGGGAGAAGGCUCAGCAGCAUGACGAGACCUACUACCUGUGGGCCACCGCCUUCUUCAUGGCCUUCAACCGCCGCCGGGGCUUCCGCCCCGAGCUGGUGUCGGAGACGGUGGGCGUCCGCGCCUUCCACUUCAUCGAGCAGAACCUCACCACCUAUUAUGAGAUGGCGUUGAUGGACAAGAAGGAGGCGGUGACCUGGGCCCGCAGGAUGCACCUGGCCCUGAAGGCGUACCAGGAGCUGCUGCGGACGGUGCAGGAGAUGGACCGGUCCCCCGAGCAGGCUGUGCGGGACAGCAGCCAGGUCAUCAAGAGCAACAUUUUUUACCUGAUGGAGUACCGGGAGCUCUUCCUCGCCCUCUUCCGCAAGUUCGACGAGACCAAGCAGCCACGCAGCUUCUUGCGGGAUCUGGUGGAGACGGCCCAUCUCUUCCUCCGCAUGCUGGAGCAUUUCUGCCGGGGCCGCACCAGCCUCGUGGUGCAGAGCAAACGCGUGCAGAGAAGGAAGAAGCCGCGGACGCCUGCAGCCGUCGCCCCACAGCCGCCCAGCGCCGUGGAGCUGGAGGAGCUGUGGGCAGGAUUGGACCCGCAGAUCCAGGCCUGCCUGCAGGGCGAGGUGCCCCUGCCCGAGGACAUGGUGCCCUUCGACGCUGCCUCGGAGACGCCGGUGGAGGAACAGCGCACAGAGGCUCUGCUGCGGAUCCAGGGGUGCCUGCGGGAUGCCCAAGUCCCCCAGGCCCUGCGGCUGCUCCGCUCCGCCAGGGACGUCUGGCCCGAAGGGGAUGUGUUCGGACCCCCUGAUGCAGGACCACCCGAGGAGACCUGGCUGCUGCGGGAGAUCCUCUUCGCUCCCCUGCCCUGGCAUGCACCCCCCGAGGCCGAGGAGCCGGAGGAAGAGGAGGAUGAGGAAGAGGAAGAGGAGGAAGAGACCAUGCAGGUGUCAGAGAAGGAGUUCAACUUCCUCGACUACCUGAAACGGUUCGCCUGUCCCCCCGUGGUCCGGGCGCUCGUGCUGCUGCUGCGGGGGUACACCCGCAACAGCCCCCGCACCAACCACUGCGCCGCUCGCCUGCUGCACCGCCUGGCCCGCGACCUGCACAUGGAGCCCCUGCUCUUCCAGCUCUCUCUCUUCGCCCUCUUCCACCGCCUCCUCAAUGACCCCGCUGCCGGCGCACAUCAGGAGCUGGUGGCAUUGGCCAAGUUCGUCCUGGGCAAGUUCUUUGCGCUGGCAGCCACCAACAAGAAAGCCUUUGUGGAGCUGCUCUUCUGGAAGAGCCCGGCGGCCGUCCGCGAGAUGACCGAGGGCUACAGCUCCCUGCGGGAGGGAGAGGGGGCUGGCAGGAGCCGGGUCCCCCCCUGGACCCCCCAAGAGGAGCAGGAGCUGCGGGAGCUGUACUGGAAGUACAAGGAGGUGGAAGGUGAGGACAUCAUUGCCGCCAUCCUGGCCCAUCUCCCAGCACCCGGCCGGACGCGGAGGCAGGUGGUGAAGCAGCUGGUGCGGCUGGGGCUAGCCAGCAGUGCCAAGGACUUCCCGCGGGAGAGGAAGGGCACCCACCUUGUGUUAUGGACACAAGAGCAGGAGGAGGAGCUGACGCGGCUCUUCGAGGAGUUCCAGGGCUCGGAGGAUGUCCUGGGGAACAUCAUGAAGCACCUGACGGCACGACGGUCGCGGGCUCGCGUGGUGGAGAAGCUGCUGGGACUGGGGCUGGUGUCGGAGCGCAAGGAGCUGUACAAGAAACGCCGGAGGAAGGGCCACGGCCCCGGGCCGGGUGCGGCAACUGCCCCGGUGGUGCCGGCCCAGGACAGCUCGGCAGAGGACAGGGACAGUGAGGAAGAGGAGGAGGAGGAGGAUGAAGCAGAGGAAUGCCCCAUGGAGGGGCACUGGGCGCCCGAGGAAGGGGCUGGGCAGGGCCUGGCACAUAGUCUGCAUCAGGAAGGCCUGGCCGGACCCCUGCAGUGGCUGGAGAACUGCCUGAGGAGGACAGCUGGGGACCGCGAGGAGGACGGCGUGUCCCACCCGGUGCCACUAGUGCCGCUCUCGGAGGAGAACGAGGAUGCCAUGGAGGACCGGCGCUUCCGGGCCCUGCUGCGGCGGCUGGGGCUCCGGCCCCCUGCCAACGAGCAGGAAUCCUUCUGGCGCAUCCCGGCUGCCCUCACCCCCCAGCAGCUCCGUCGUGCGGCCGCCUCCAUCGCCCACUACAGUCCCGACCCCCCAGGGUCCCCCAAGGGGCUGCUGGAGCCACCCAGGUGCCCCCAGGACCCCACUCCAGCAGAGCAACCACCGGCAGGGCUGGGAUCGGACUCGGAGAGCGAGGAGCCUGUCCCUGUCCCCAGCCUGGUGCAGCCGGGCACCAAGAGACGACGGGAGCUCAACAGCGAGGAUGAGGAUGAUGGGAGCUCGGGCCAUCCCGGAGCUGCCGCCAUGCCCCGGGCUCUGCUGUUCCUCCUCCUCCUCCUCGGCCUGGGGGGUAGCGUCCUCUCCACCGUCCCCCCCAUCCCCGGUGCCGCUGACCGGGCUGCGGCGCGGGCGCUGCUGGUGCAGCUGGCGGAGCACAUCCCGCCGCGGGCUCUGCCGGAGCAGGGGUUCUCGUGCCAGGACCUGCGCCCCGAAGUCCUGCCCGGCUUCGCCCAGCUCCCGCCGCUGCCCCGCGCCCUGGCCCGCGCCGCCAUGGCCCUGGCGCUGAGCGGGGCCGCCUGCGAGACCCAGGCUGAGGCGGAGGUGCUGGGGUUGUCCCGGGAGCUGGGACCCCCAAAGGCAGCGGCACUGCUUCGGGGGCUGGCGCAGCUGCGGAGCGCCCCGGCCCCCGAGGCCCUGUCCUUCCUCCUCCUCAGCAUGGUGCGGCCGCGGGGGUCUGCCGCAGCCCCUGCCCGGCUCCAGGGCCCCACGGCUGGCACCCACCCCACCUCACCCGGGCCGCCGGCCACGGGACCCUCGGCUGAGAGGGUCCGGGUGCUCCUGGGGGCCAGGGCCUGCGCUUGGCUGCCUGCGUGCCAGCGUGCUGUCCAGCACCAGUCCCGGCGCCGGCGCGAGGACGAGGACGUCUGCAAUCCACCGGGGGAGCAGGAGGCCCACAGGGUGCUGGAGUGGGUGCCGGGUGUCAGCAUUUUCUACAACCUGGGCACCAGCCUCUACUACGCCUUCCAGGGCUGCGAGGCCCUGGCCUCCACGCGGGCUCUGGAGGUCGCCGAGGACCUGGGCUACGCCGGCCUGGCCGCUCUCACCGCCGGCGCCGGCGGCCCCGUGGCCCUGGGGCUGCAGCUGGGGCUGCAGCCGGGGCUCAAGGCUGGGGUGCGGGCACUCAUCAACUACUUCACCUCGGAUGGGGACCCCCCACCAGCCCCCACCGCCCACAGCGGCCACGUCCUCAUCGUCUGA
Harpia harpyja (harpy eagle) is the source of this 4753-nucleotide messenger RNA. RefSeq names its product timeless circadian regulator (gene TIMELESS). The transcript is spliced from 30 exons. Gene Ontology annotation, molecular function: DNA binding. Gene Ontology annotation, biological process: DNA replication checkpoint signaling; replication fork arrest; DNA repair. Gene Ontology annotation, cellular component: replication fork protection complex. The record is from RefSeq and is a predicted model, not a curated record. NCBI's taxonomy places the organism in Eukaryota, Metazoa, Chordata, Aves, Accipitriformes, Accipitridae. The coding region runs from base 284 to 4753 and encodes 1489 amino acids.